Pseudozyma hubeiensis SY62 is the source of this 2412-nucleotide messenger RNA. Its product is annotated as glycoside hydrolase. Gene Ontology annotation, molecular function: beta-glucosidase activity. The transcript has a single exon. Gene Ontology annotation, biological process: glucan catabolic process. NCBI's taxonomy places the organism in Eukaryota, Fungi, Basidiomycota, Ustilaginomycetes, Ustilaginales, Ustilaginaceae. The coding region runs from base 1 to 2412 and encodes 803 amino acids. The record is from RefSeq and is a predicted model, not a curated record.
AUGUUUGGCAUCAACUCAAGCGCCGUGGCCGUUGUACUAGCCUUUGCCUCCGUCCUCGGUACCACCUCAGCCGCUCCAUCCACGCCGUACUACUCGACGGCUUCCGAGGACGUCUUUGCACGCGAGAAUGGUCGGCACUCCUACACUGGACCUUACACCACGGGAGGUGCUUGGAGCAAUGGCUUUGCCAAGGCCAAGGCUCUUCUCGAUCAGAUGACCGUCGAGGAGAAGGUCAAUAUCACCACAGGCUACUCGGGAGCCUGUGUUGGCUUCACCGGUACUGCACCACGUAUCGGCCUGGAAGCCCUCUGCCUUCAAGAUGGUCCUGCAGGUGUCCGACCUGCUCGUCGCGUUUCGCAGUUCCCUGCAGGCGUCACUACGGCCGCUACGUGGGAUCGCGACCUGAUGGCGCAGCGGGCUGAAGCCGUCGCGGAAGAGUUCCGCGACAAAGGCGUCAACAUCUGGCUCGGCCCUGUCACCGGUGGUCCUCUCGGACGAGCACCACGAGGAGGCAGGAACUGGGAGGGAUGGAGCCCCGACGAGUACCUCACCGGCGAAGCCUCUUUCAUCACUGUCAAGCACGCUCAGAGCAAAGGCGUCGUCACCUGCGCCAAGCACUACAUUGCUUACGAGCAGGAGACGUUCCGAAAUCCCUACAACCUCACCGAGCCAUAUGACGUCUUUCCUCCACUCACGCAGAUGCCUAUCGAUUCCGUCAUUGACGACCGUACCUUGCACGAGCUCUAUCUCUGGUCGUUCGCUGAGGCCGUCCGAGCCGGUACCGGAACCGUAAUGUGCUCUUACAACGAGGUCAAUGGGACGCAUGCGUGCGAAGAUCAAUAUUCUCUCAACAAGCUUCUCAAGGAUGAGCUCAACUUCCAAGGAGCUGUCAUCUCCGACUGGGGAGGAACGUGGUCAAACGGUCCCUCGGCAUUGGGAGGCCUCGACGUAUCGAUGCCCGGCACUGCAUACAAUGGGAUGUUCGGCGACUUCUUCGGCGAGUCUCUCGAGAAGCUGAUCCAGAAUGGCUCCGUGCCCGAGGCGAGGCUUGACGAUAUGGUGCUUCGUAUCCUGACCCCUGCCUUUGAGCUGCAGGACGAAUCCUACCCAAAACCGUCGUUCGAUGUUCGAGACCUGACCCUUCCGACCAAUAACGUGCGUGGAAACCAUCACGAGGUCAUUCACCAGAUCGGCGCGGAUUCUAUCACUCUCGUCAAGAACAAGAACGCUGAUGGACGCGGUCUUCCGCUCAAGAGCCUCGAGGAGUUGCAGACGAUUGGCGUCAUCGGUCAGGACGCUGGUGACAAUCUAUACGGUGCUACGAGCUGCGGGGAGGACGGCAAGUGCAACAUCAACGCCUUCAAUGGCACUAUGACUAUUGGUGGCGGUUCCGGCUGGGCUUUCCCACCUUACGUCAUUACCCCAGCUGCUGCGAUCCAGGAGUACGUCCGCAACGUCGGACCCGAUGUCAACCUUCACCUCGACAACUGGGAUCUCGAGGGAGCCAAAGCUCGCGCCAACUCGAGCGAUGCAGCUCUCGUCUUUGCAAACGCAUAUGCUGCCGAGUUCAUUGACCGUCAGAACCUCACGCUCUGGGCCAACGCUGACAACCUUAUCAAGACGGUAGCUGAAAACAACAACAACACGAUCGUCGUCAUCCAUAGCCCCGGUCAGGUCGAUGUGGAGAAGUGGAUUGACCAUCCGAACGUCACCGCGGUGGUAUUUGCGUACCUCCCCGGACAGGAAGGUGGGGCUUCGCUUCCCAAGAUGCUGUGGGGUGAGACGAGCCCAAGCGGCAAGCUGCCAUUCACCGUUGCCAAGAAAGAGAGCGACUACCCACCAAACACAAUCAUCGACGAUCCGGUCUUGAAUCCCACCGCCAGUUUCACCGAAAAGUUGCUAAUCGACUACAAGUGGUUCGACUAUCACAACAUCACCCCUCGCUUCGCUUUUGGUCACGGGCUUUCGUACACUUCCUUCAACUAUUCGGACACGCUCAGCGUCACAUCGACGCCCAAACAGGAUCAGACGUCGAUCCAGCAAACGAAAGAAAAGCUCAUCAACAGCCAAGCUGGACUUUACGAUGUCGCAUUGACGCUCGAGACCGAGAUCACCAACAGCGGGAGCAUGGCCGCCUCCGAAGUUGUACAGCUCUACGUCGGCUUCCCUGCUUCGGCGGACUCGCACGACAACCCACAGCCAAUCAAGACGCUUCGCGGCUUCGAAAAGGUCAAGGACGUCAAGGCGGGUGAGACGAGGAAGGUCAGCUUUGAGUUGAGGAACAAGGAUAUUGCUGUCUGGUCGACAUUGAAUCAGGGUUGGAAGAUCCCGGAAGGGGGCGAGUUGUCGUUCAGUGUUGGCUCAAGCAGUCGGAAGAUUCAUUCCAAGACCACUUGGGUGUACCGAGGCUAG